GCUCUUUUUCUGACGGCACCCUCAUAUGGUCCAGCAGAAUGGUAAUUUGGCUCUAUUUUAGAUGGCAAUGUUGCCAAACAAGUCUUAAAAAAUGGUUUAUUUUUCAUUUUUCUCAGCAAAAUCUCUCUCCCCCUCAUUCACUCUCUGAAGCUCGGCAAAUGAGAGAUAUCUGAAUCUUCUCCAAUCUAAUCACAAUUUCUCUUCGUUUUUGUGGGUCUGAUCUGUUUUUAUAUUAAAUGGAGCAGAUUAAGUUAAUUCUCGUCACUGUUUCUUCUAAUAGGGCCUUGUCAAAUCUGAAAAUCUUAUACAAAGAGAAUCAGAUGUUAAAUUUCAAAAACAGCUGAAAAUUCAAUCUGAUCAGAGGUUUUCGACGAUUCCAGUAACUGUCUACAAGUGAACCGAGUGUGGAAUUUCGAGCAUAUACUGGAUUUGGAAGCAGCUAUAUCUCACGGUAAAAUUGUAUUUUAUUUUUUUAUCUUGUCUAUCUCGUGUACUGUCCGAAUGAUAUAAACCAAAAUUGCAAUGUUUAUUUGGGUAUUUGCUAUUGAGAAGGGGUCACACACAGACAGCAGGGUAAUUGAAUGCUAGUAUUUCACAAUGAUGUAGUAGUGUUGUAUGUUAAAUUUUGUGCUGAAUGAACGAAUCAUAGUACAGAUGCUUAAAUAGCAACAGUGGCGUCAUUGAGCAGUCUAGGUAGUCAGCUUCCAGAAAUAUUUAAAGAGUUCUAAUAUGAACCCCAUUCCAUAUUUUGAGUAUGAAUCCACUCCAUAUGCUGACACCUCGUCACCUUUUUACCCUCCCAUGAUAGAAACCUUUUUAAAGUGGACCCGUUAAAACAAAUAAAUUAUUUAUAACUGUUUUUCACAUUUUUGUAUAGUUAAAUUUAUGUUUAGGUGAUGAUGAAGUGUCAGCAUAUGGGAGGGGGAUUCAUACCCAAAAUAGGUUUCUGCUUGUUAUACCACAUGCACGAAACUUUAGUGUUUUGAGAAGACAUGUGCUGCUGAGAAGAUGUCUGUUGUUUAGCUGCAGUUGUUUGUGCCUAGCAUGUGAAUUGCUAAGUGGAUUGUCAAACCAUGUAUAGUGUCUCACAUGGUCCCGGGUUUUCAUUGUAAUGAUUUGGUUGAAAAAUAUGCAGGGUUUGUUCUUCACGGUUGAGAUGUUAAAUUAUUUUUAUCACUGAUGUGAAAUUUGAAAAUGUGAUCUUCAAUUCCAGUUUGUGUUAUUGGAUUCAAGCUAUUCAGAGGAAGAAUUUGUGAUUCAGCCACUGAUUCUCCAUAACUUCUUUUGAGGAUUUCCGUUAUUUUUCUCAUUUUCCACUAGGAUUCUGCUGGAUUCUUAAUUUUCUAGAUUUCUAGGUUGUAUAAUAUUUCUGGGUGACUGCAUUUGCUGGGCUACCUUUACCGGAUACAAGUGAUUCGGCAGUGGAAUCAAACACAGGUAGAUGGUCGAAGACGGAUUUGAGAAGCUGUCUCAAGGUUACAAUAAUAAUAAAAUGGAGAAGGAUGAAUAUAAAGAUUUCCAAAACCCAUUAUUAUCUCAUUGUCAUAAGCAGCAAGAAACAUUCUUGACACCAAAAGAAGAUACUGGCGAUAGUAACUUUACAGAAAAAGUAGCAGAAACUCUUAAAAUGACACCAUCGGUAGUGUACGAGGAGACCAGACGAGCGUUAUCUGAUGAUAAUCAUAAUGAACAAUAUCAGCAGCACCCAUUUGGCCAUCAACUUAGUGAAUUCACAGGAAAUCAUACGGCUAUGGAGCAGAACCAUAAAUCUGAGAGUGACGAGGUGGUGAAUAAAAAGUAUAUUUUGGAUGGAUACGAGCAACUAUACUAUGCAGCAUAUGAUGGUGACUGGGAAAAAGCUAGUAAGUUUUUCGAAAAGAAUCCACAAGCAAUUCUAGAAGUGAUCACAGAAGAACUAGAAACAGCUCUGCAUAUAGCCGUACACAGGAGCCACUCGGUGUUUAUAGAGGAGAUUGUGAGAUUCAUGCCACCAGAAGUACUGGAAUAUAAAGCAAGAUGCAACGAAUCUACAGCACUUCACUUCGCUGUCAUGUAUGGAAAUCUCAAAGCAGCUGAGGUGAUGGUGAAUAAGAACCGGAUGUUGACUCAGAUACGCAAUUGCGAUGGGCGGGUACCCCUUGCUCUUGCUCUUAUGUAUACUACAGGUGCACAGAAGGAGAUAGUUGAGUACCUUUACUCUGUAACUAGAGAUGAGCACCCAAGUCCGUUCUCAGGUCAUGGUGGUGCUAGCCUGUUAUGUGAUGCAAUUAAUGAAGAGUUUUACGGAUUGGUGAGUACGAGGUCGAAGUGGUCUAAGCAAUAUGGGUUCGAAAUACUUGUUGAGAAGCCAUUUACCUUUUUCAGUGGAGCCAGGCUAAUGUGGUGGCAACAUUGCAUUUAUUCAUUAAUUCAAGUGGACAUGGAUGCUGCACAUUUCCAUGACAGCGAUGUAAACGAGAAAAACCCUUCGAGGAUAUAUGAAGGGAACAGAACAGAAAAAGGUAACCGUUCAGAGAGCUCAGAAAGCAGUGAAACAGACGAAGAGAACCCUUCACAAAGCAUAAUAGGGGACAAUGGGAACCCUUCAAGGAGCUCAAAAGGCACCGAACGAAAUGAAAAGGGUCUUUUGGAGAACUCCGAAGUACCCUUACCAACUAGUAAAGACUCGUCAAUAAUCAAGUGCAUCUCAAUCUUCAUCAUGCCUUGCCUGAUUCGAGUGCCUCAUUUCAAGCAAUUGUACAAGCAAAAGUUGAUGCACAAACAGGCUUUGGCAUUGGUCCAAGAUAUGUUAACACAACUCGAUGAAACAAUGAACAGGAAAGAGCUAAAAGAGUUUUUUGAGAGUUCUACCUUCAUCAAAACAGCUAUAACGCAUGGAUCAACAGAGUUUAUAAUGGCGACUCUUAAGAAAUUCCGUUGCCUAAUUAUGCAUGAAAUUUCAGGACAAACGAUGGUGCAAAUGGCAGUCGAAGAACGAAAUGAUACUAUUUUGAAUUAUUUAUGUGAAACCGCUGAUAUUAUGGGGAAAAAAAUGGAUCUUGUUUCUAAAGAUGACAAAAGUUAUAACACUAUUUUGCACUAUGCUGCAAAUUUGGCGCCUUCGGCUAAACUCAAUUUGGUUUCCGGUGCAGCUCUACAGAUGCAACGGGAGUUACAGUGGUUUAAGGGUGUGGAACGUAUCCUGCGCAUGAAGAGUAGGUGCAGGACAAAUGGAGAUGGAAAUACUGCUCAACAUAUAUUUACAGAAGAACAUAAAGGUUUGGUUGAGAAGGGUGAGAAAUGGAUGAAGGAUACAUCUGGAUCUUGCAUGUUAGUAGCUGCAUUAAUUGCUACUGUAGCAUUUGCAGCUGCCUUCACAGUCCCUGGAGGUAAUAUUAGUGAUACUAGUAACGCUAUAAAUGGCACCCCAGUUUUCCUGGGAAGGACAUCAUUCACGGUCUUUGUAGUAGCAGAUGUGUUAGCUCUGUUCUCUUCUAUCACUUCGGUACUUAUGUUUUUAGCAAUAUACACAUCACGGUAUGCAGAAGAAGAUUUCCUCAAGUCUUUGCCACAAAAACUGAUCAUAGGACUUGCAACUCUAUUUGUAUCUAUGGCCACCAUAUUGAUAGCUUUUAGUGCAUCACUCUUUAUUGUCCUUGGAGAUAUAUUUACGUGGGCACUGAUUCCUAUAACGCUAUUUGGCUGUGUUCCUGUGGUCUUGUUUGCAUGGUUACAGUUACCGUUGUUUGUUGAAUAUGUACGUUGUGCGUACUGGGGUAAACUUUUCUGGAAACAUAGAUAUAUGGAACCUACAGUAUAAUGAUAUAAAGAAAUAUAAUUGAACUUUCAGUGCAGUGGAACGAAUUUUGUUCAUUAUUGUGCA
Messenger RNA from Papaver somniferum (opium poppy), 3862 nucleotides. RefSeq lists its product as uncharacterized. NCBI's taxonomy places the organism in Eukaryota, Viridiplantae, Streptophyta, Magnoliopsida, Ranunculales, Papaveraceae. The record is from RefSeq and is a predicted model, not a curated record. Gene Ontology annotation, molecular function: protein binding. The transcript has 9 exons. Bases 1442 to 3799 code for a protein of 785 amino acids.